Procambarus clarkii (red swamp crayfish) is the source of this 3125-nucleotide messenger RNA. The record is from RefSeq and is a predicted model, not a curated record. Lineage: Eukaryota; Metazoa; Arthropoda; Malacostraca; Decapoda; Cambaridae.
CCGAGAGCGUCUUCCAGACCGCCCUCACCCUCUUGGGAGUGUGUUUACAUUGACACAGUUGAGUCACGCUGGGCCCCUCUGGCCAGGCUGCCUUGCAAUACGGGAUGCGGUAAAUACCUCAAGUUUCUGAACGUGAAAUCAGACGCAAAGAUCGUUUCAUAUGAGAAAUAAGGGCAGUUGUGGGGAGGUGCAGAGGGCAACACGUGAUGUCUGGGGAUCAGUGGGUGUAGUGAAGCACAGGUCGGUGCGUGAUAUAACCUAAGUGCGGUCAUGGUGUUGGCUGCUUCACCCGCUUGUGUACACCACUACUCGCACAAUAGCUGUAUGGAUGAUGAUCACUGCUCCACCCUCAUCAUCCCCGAGUGACCGCUACAUCUGCGUCUACACACCACCAUCAUUGACGCAACACUGCUGGUAAUGAUGGUGAAGACUACACCCGCCCACACUCACCAUCACUGAAGCGACAGCAGCGGUCUCUCUACGUGUGUCGACAAGUGAGGCGACGGGAUGCCCAGUAGUGGAUGGCUGUCAGCAAUAACCCGACACUUGAGCCGCCCGCCCGCGUCGCCCCACGCCCACACCCAGGACCACGCCCACAUUGACACUGGCCCGCCAGGUGGUAAUAGCAUAGCCACUGUGUCCUCACAGGAUCCCCGGAAUGGUUCGCAGUCGCCCUCUCCGCCGUGUCGGCCCACCACAUCGUGGAGUUUGGACACCCUGGACCAGGAGAUCCAGCGGGACCACGCCCGGCGGGGAGGCCCACACCCCGCGCCUUCUACAGGCAACGGACCAACCUCCAAACAAUACCAUGUUCCACACGCUGGUGCUGCUGCUCACAGCAUGAUGGAGAACCUUGGUCAUGGCUCACAGUCUAUCACCCAAACCCCAGCAGCUUCACGCCCUACCUCGGCAGCUUCACGCCCCACCUCGGCAGCCUCACGCCCCACCUCAGCAGCCUCACGCCCCACCUCGGCAGUGUCCUGUCCGUCUGCAGCAGCUCCCCGCCCAGCCUCGGCGGCCUCCCGCCUCUCUGCGCCUGGGCACUCUAUGAUGCGAGUUCAGGCACAGGCGAUGGCUGCACACGACCCUGCGUCCUCGCUACCCCAGCAGGUAGGGGAGGAACUACCAUACGGGGGUUACCCUGGGGAGGAGACCAUGGAAGCUCGGAGCCACUACCACAUCCCCACGGUCAUCCCGCCCCUGUACGAGCGCGCCGUGCCCGCCCCCACCCCGGCCUCCACCCGCUGCAACACGCCCAUCUGGGACUGGGACGGAGAGAAGAGGGUCAGGUUCCUCGAGCCAGAGGUAGUGGGAGAGAACCCGUCUCGACCGUCCAGCGUCACCUCUCAGUACUCUCACGUGCUCAAAAACUCCACCAGGUUCGCCUUCGAGUCGUCCCAGGUGCUUACGGGGGAGUUGGGGGGCCACAAUCCCCGCUUCUGCAACUGUCCCUGCCACUUCAUCCCACUGGGGCGUCGCAGUACGGGGGUGCAGGUCCGUCGGACCGACCCAGAGCCACCCCGGCCUCGUCACUACCGCCUUUUCCUCACGCCAACCACCCAGGGCCUCGGCAACCUCAACCUGGGCACCAAGUCCUUCUGCAUGGUGACCCGCGCCUUGCUCUCCCAGGUGGGCUUGAUGUUGGUAGUGGUGGCGUGGUGGGUGGCAGGGGCGGCCAUCUUCUCCACCGUGGAGGGCGCAGCUGAGAGCGAGACCGUCAACAGGAUGGCUACCCUUAGAACCGACCUGGUGCUGGGACUCGCCACCGAGCUGAGACAGGUACUGCCAUACGAGGCCGUGUGGCGCACGAAAAUAGAGACGUACAUGGAGCGUCUGGAGACAGCCGUGCUGGACGCGGCGAGGGCCGGCUACGCCUCCAGGGCGCCUACAUGGACAAUGUCGGGUGCCCUCCUGUAUUCAGCCUCACUCACCACGCUCGUAGGUCCCAGCGGCAUGACUCUUCGCACAGGCUUCAGCCGGAUUUUUGCUAUUCUCUUCUCCCUGGUUGGCGCGCCGCUUGUCCUUCUCCUAGCCAUUAGCGGCGCCUUCACUAUCCGCGAGGGGAUAGGGAAGGCGUGGGAGUGGCGCUGUGGAUAUGGAAAACAAGCCAGAAUUGCAGAUGGACGUGGCCAAGUUGUGGAAGGUCGAGCGGGCCAGUACGGCAGUGGUCGAGGUGGUUCAGCCAUCAGCACCCUCAACUUGGCCAGCAGACCCCAGAGUUCGACCAGCGCGGGUGUUGGCCCCGGAGCCUCGGAGCGAGGUACCCGGGUCACGCCCAAUGGUCCCGGGGAAUUACCUGGCUCUAUAGGGCCGCCCAAUAGUGCCAAUCAAAGACACCCGGGAGGAAAGUCAGACUUCCAGCAGCAGUCCCGCGUGCCAACCCUAGACUCAACUCUCCGUUCCACCAAUGUUUAUUCUUCAAAAGACACAGACCAAAGCAGUGCCUCCAGUGAAACUUCAAACAGUAUCUCCGGCAGUGGUCCCAAUACCUUACCGAGCAGCUCUCAGUAUCGGACUGUGAGAAGUGAACAAACGUUUUCUGGAGGUGUCAACACUGCUCAGAGAGUUGGAGACGCGCAGGCGCCGAGGCGUAGCCAUGCGGUGCCCUGGGCUAUAUACCUGGCUCUAUUAGUUUUGUACAUCAUCCUAGGACUGGCCAUUUUUGCGCCUAUCCAGCGGUGGAGCCUGCCAUCGUCCCUAUACAUUGUAGUGAGUACCUUGCUGACCCUGGACAAUGACAGCCUAGGGGAGAAGCAGCAGCUGGGGACGAGCCGGAUCAUCGUACCGUACGUGGUGUACAUGCUGCUGGGGCUGGUGCUGGUGGCCACGCUCGUCAUCAGCGUCUGGUCCUCCAUCUGCAGCUCCCUCGUCACCACCGGCAAGUACCUCACCGUCGUCAGACCCACGCCCAGAUAACACUGACUCCACGACACCUAUAGACAAUUUUUUGAGACUAUUUUUACAGAAUGUUUAUAUUAUGUCGUAAACCUCAACCGUUACUCCGAUGCAUUGAUUUACAAUUUUAUAACUGUUUUUCCUAGUGAGGCGGGAGAGGAAGGGACUGGAGCCGGGGUGGCUCUCUGUCCCACCUUUGUGACACCUGGUCAAAUAAAAAUGACAACUAA